AUAUAAAUUUUCGUAGACCGUAGAAAGAUCCCCAAGUAGAGCUGAUUUCAAAGGGUACAUAAGUAUUCUUUCCUCUCACUUUUCAUUACUUUCCCCCCCCUCCUCUUACAACAUACUAAUAAAAAAUCUAGAUUACACAGAGCCAGGCCAGGUGUUAUGCCUGUCUUUUAUCAACAAGUAAGAGCACAUUAAACAGUUUUUAAUUGGUCCUAGGAAAAGCAAAGGUGAAAUGAAAAUUCAAUUCUCUUGGACCUUUGUUCAAAAUGCAUUUUUUUCAUCUCUACUGUAAGGAGCGAAUUUUAAUUAGCUUGAUUCUCGCCAUUUGGCCAUGCAUUUGUAAUCUUUGUUCACACUUUGUGAAAGAAAAAUUUGAUGAAAGAAAUUGGACAAUAAUGGAAAUCUUGUCUGAGCAGAACAAAUUGGAAUUAUCAGAUACAUUGCAGGAUGACUGGCAUGCCAUGGCUGGGGAGACGCAUCACAACUGGUGACUUAAAAAAAGUUCCUGUCCUCCAAAUGGCACUAUGCAUCCUGACAAAGUCUUACUGACACAAGAGCUAGCACCCCAGAGGGGAGAGGGCUUUUGUGCCAGACCUGUUUUGAAGCCUGCUUUCAACCUUUAAUUGGGAGGCCACGGGUUCUCAAUGGCUUCACCUGUAAAAUGGGGUAAUAAAAUCCCCUUGUAGCAUUGUGAGGCCUGAAAGAAAUGAAUUGUGGGAAAGUGCCUGGCAUGUAAUAGGAGCUCAGAGAAGGACCAAGAGGAGCACUUCAAAGGCAGGAUCAGUGGCAGGGCUAGGGGGGACUUGCAAAUUUCCUGGCUUGUCUCUUCUUGAGAGGACAAAAGUGGGCAGGGCAGGAUAUGUUUGUGUGCUGGUGCUGGAGGUGGUGGGCUUCCUAGAUCUUUUCUCAGUCAGUCUGGGACAGCAAAUAACCAGAGCCUUUUGCAAGAGGAGUCCAUUCCAGAUUCGAAUCUGUAGUUACAAAAGCUCCAAGAGUCCAUGCUAACCCUGUGAGCUUUGUGGGGCAGCUGUGAGGCCAUUAAGGUCACCUGCUAAGCACAGUAUACCAAUGAGGAAAUGAGGAGUUUCCUGGCCAGCAAGUCAGUCAAAUAGCAUACGUGGUGGGGGGCAGAGGUGGGGGGAGGAGGUGGUUUGCAAAACAUACCAUUCAUGGUUCUGUGGAGAGGUACCACAGAGGGAAAAGAUAUAGGUCUUGGCCUUGGAGCUAGUAAUUUAACAGAGAAGAGAGAGAGAAAAUAACUGGAGCCACAUAGGGUGCUAAUUGUAAAGAUCCAGUGGAUAUACAGCCUUCCCCCACCCCCCCCUUUUCUGAGAGUGUCAAAGUGAAAUAUUCCUGAGAUCCUCAGAUUACAUGCCAAGAGUUGGGUUCACAAAAUACAGUCCCUGUAUCUGUACGUGCAUGGUUCCAGGCUCAUUUUCUGAGUCCCUUCUGUGCACCCAGGAUUCCCUCCCUGUUAGGGGUGUAGGUAUACUCAGGGUUUGGCGGACCUGGGUUAAUUUGUAAGUCUCUCCCUCACUCUUUUAUGGCCUUGGGGAGGCACUUAUCCUCUGGGCACCUCAGUUUAUUCAUCUUUAAAACAAUCACAUCGUGGGUAGUGGUUAUCUUAAUUUAAGGAUGCUUUUUUUGCAUCCUGUGCUAGACCCUCAGGAUGGACAGAUAAAGAGGAUCUGUUUACUUUCUUCAAGGCAGUAGUUGUCCACCUUGAGCAAUUUUACCCUUCAGAGGACACUUGGCAAUGACUGGAGACAUUGUGGCUGUCACUCUUAGGUGUGGCAUGCAGGGGACAUGUAGAUGCUAAGUAUUCUACAAUGCACAGGACAGCUUCCUUUUCCACCCCCCACCCUCGCUUCUGAUUUUAGAAUUAGAAGAUGAGGAUGGGUCCCUCAGAGGUUUUUCUCUGGAAAAAGAGAGAAAAUGUCAUGAUCCUUAAUGCUAUUUUUACACCAUGGUCUUGCUGGGCUUUUGGGGCAGCCCCCUCCUGCUGCUCUUGACGUUCUGGUUACAGUUGCCUCCGAGGACACGCGUCCCACCAGGCGCAUCCUGGCGGGUGUACCAUCCUUAUCCACAUACAUGUCCCCAAUUAAAGACUUGCUGCCACCCCUGGAGAGGGGCCUGAGCAGUGGAAUGAAACAGAAAGGAGGGAGCCUUCGCUCGACGGGUCCCCUCGGCAGGACAGCAAGACAGACCCCGAGCAGAACGCCGCCGGGAGGCGUUGGAAAAAAGCUUUUGUAGCGAUCCUGUUAGCCUGCUUGGGGGCGACUUCCUGGGACAGCGGCUUCAGCCAGUGCACAGCCUGACUGUUCAUUGUCAUUGCCCUGGGCUGGCCCAAUGGCAGGGUACCAAGAAGACUCGCUUGCUGGCUGUGCCUUGGCGGCCCCGCCAACUAGCCGGCCACCCAAGGGGAUGCCUGGGUCCAACCACCCUUCCCCAAACUGGAGGUGAGCUCGAGAAAGCCCUGCGCUCGCUCCAGUGAGUGGCAGCUGAGAACUUUGGGCUCCGUAGGAAGAAGGAAGGGAAGUUGGGAAGGUCUUUGGACCUUGUGGCUUGGCUGUCUUCCUCAUGGCUUCACCCAGCCGCCCCGGCAAUGACUGCUCCCAUGUUAUUGAUCACAGCCAUGUUCCUGAAUUCGAGGUAGCUACCUGGAUCAAAAUCACACUCAUCCUACUGUUCCUGGUCAUCUUUGUGGUGGGCAUCCUGGGGAAUAGUGUCACGAUUCGGGUCACCCAGGUGCUGCAGAAGAAAGGCUACCUGCAGAAGGAGGUGACAGAUCACAUGGUGAGCCUGGCUUGCUCCGACAUCCUGGUCUUCCUCAUUGGUAUGCCCGUGGAGUUCUACAGCAUCAUCUGGAACCCGCUGACCACGCCCAGCUACACCGUAUCCUGUAAGCUUCACUCUUUCCUCUUCGAGACCUGCAGCUACGCUACGCUGCUGCACGUGCUGACGCUCAGCUUCGAGCGCUACAUCGCCAUCUGCCACCCCUUCAGGUAUAAGGCCAUGUCUGGGCCCUGCCAGGUGAAGCUGCUGAUUGGCUUUGUCUGGGUCACCUCCGCCCUGGUGGCCUUGCCUUUGCUUUUUGCCAUGGGAGUUGAAUACCCCUUGGUGGACGUGCCCAGUCACCGGGGGCUCUCUUGCAACCGCUCUCGCAACCACCACUCCGAGCACCCGGAGACCUCCAACAUGUCCGUCUGCACCAACCUCUCUAGCCGUUGGACUGUGUUCCAGUCUAGCAUCUUUGGUGCCUUCAUCAUCUACUUGGUGGUCCUGGUCUCCGUGGCCUUCAUGUGCUGGAGCAUGAUGCAGGCGCUCCAGAGGAGCAAGCAGGGCACGCUGGCCGCCAAAGGGCAGCAGCUGCAGCUGAGGAAGUCCGAAAGCGAGGAGAGCAGGAGCGCCCGAAGGCAGACCAUCAUCUUCCUGAGGCUGAUCGUUGUGACCCUGGCCAUCUGCUGGAUGCCUAACCAGAUUCGGAGGAUGAUGGCUGCGGCCAAACCCAAGCAGGACUGGACCAAGGCCUAUUUCAAGGCAUACAUGAUCCUCCUCCCCUUCUCGGACACUUUCUUCUACCUGAGCUCCGUGGUCAACCCGCUGCUGUACAACGUGUCCUCGCAGCAGUUCCGCAGUGUGUUUGCGCAGGUCCUGCGCUGCCGCCUGACGCUGCCGCACGCCAAUCAGGAUAAGCGCCUGCGCGCCCAGGCGGCCUCCACCAUGGACAGUGCCCGCUCGGUGCACCGCCCGCUCAUCUUCCUGGCUUCCAGGAGCAAUUCCUCUGCAAGGAGAACUGACAAGGUUUUCUUAAGCACUUCUCAGAGCGAGAGUGAGGCCAAGCCCCAGUCCAAGCCUCAGCUGUUGAAUCAUGAGUCACCAGAGUCCGACUCGGUGAUGAAACCAGCCAACCCUGCCACCGAGAAUGGUAUUCAAGAGCACGAAGUGUGACUUUUAAGGAAGGACGCCUAGAGUGCUCACUGGCCCUCCCCCCAGGAAAGGAAUAUUACCUGCUUACAGCAGUGACAAAAGAAACUGCCACUAUCAGGGACAGGAGUGGCCUGGGAGAAGGCAUAUGGCCACUUAAGUGUCGCCUAAGGGCUGAUUCUGCCAGCCUGGCCUCCACUCUGGGGACAGACUGGGGCAAUUUUCACUCUACCGCCUUCCUUCCUUUGAGGACACACUGAAAAUUCAGGCAGACUGAAUUUCUUCAGAGCUCAGAUCAUUUUUUGUUUUUUUUUUUUUUACACUGAGCUAUUUUGUUAUUUGCCAAGGAACUAAAAGAACACAGAGUCUCCUCCCCACCCAGAAUAAAAGGACACCCAGCAGAAUUUCGGGGAGCAGGGGGAGGGCGGGCCAGAAGAACAAAGCAGGAGGGUCUGGCAUCUCCUUCAGCUUCAGCAGUGUGCCAAAAAAAGAGCUAAUUUGAGGAGCAGGAUGGUGCUGAGGAGCCCUGGCCAGUGAGCUGAGGCAGAACUGCUCCGUUUCUUGGGCCUCGGCCCGUUGCAAAGAGGGGUGUUGCAGCAGCUGAUGCACACUGAGUUCAGUUUCCCUGGGGAGCAGAAGGACUGGUACCCCGCUGAGGCGAUGAGGCAGGCCGCUGACGAGGCACACGACUUGCGGUACAUGAUUCCUGUAACACAGAUCCAGAGGAGCUGGGUUAACCUGCCUGCACACUUGGCUGGUGUUGGCCAGUGUCCCUCUGAGCCCAGGUCCUCAGGAACAGCACUUCUGUACUCCUCCCACAGCCCAGAAACUUGGCUGGGGCCAGGAAACCACUCCAAGUUGUUUCACUGAGCACCCCCCCCCCCACCAAAAUAUAAGACCUAUUCGGUGAAGAAGACAGGCAUCAUUUCUCUUGGUUUUGACCAUUUUUCUCAAAGCUAUUUGAGACACCAAUACUAGUGAAUAAAGAGCUGUUACAAUCAAA
Molecule: messenger RNA, 4927 nt
Organism: Sus scrofa (pig)
Lineage: Eukaryota; Metazoa; Chordata; Mammalia; Artiodactyla; Suidae
Source: RefSeq, a predicted model, not a curated record